CUUCAUCAAUUGACAUUUUUGGCAACGCAUCAUAAUGGCUGCCAUCGAAAUAUUUUCGAGUUCUAUUGAUUAUAAAUAUAAAAGUAAAAUAUGUUCUUUAAGCUUUUUCAUUGUAUUAUUACUCAUAAUUUUAUCAUUGAUUACACCAUUUUUUAUUAUUUAUAAUACAGGAGGUUUCUUAUUGAAGAAUCGUGUACUCAUGGAAAAACCUGAUGUGUUUUUUAAUUAUAAAUAUUUAUUAUUAGCAAAUAAAGAUUUUAACACAAAUCCUAUAAUCUGUUCAAGUUUUAAAAUGUACAAGGAUAAUAAAAUUGAAGAUAAUUGUACAUUAAUAAAGGUUCGAGAAAUAGAUACAAAUAUUGAUGGUAAAAACGAUAUUUUAAAAUUUGAGGCUCAUUUUUAUACAAAUAAACCUAUAAAGUCUCUUAAACUUUUACUUUUCUUUAAUUUUCAAUUAAAGCAAUUGUUUGAUGCAACAAUAGAAUCUAUUGCAUUCUUUACUCAUGUAUUAAAUGAAGAAGUUCAAAAAAUACAGUUUUAUGGAGAUUUGGUAUUGCAACAAAAAGGUCUUCUUACUAGUGAAGGCUUAUAUGAAGUAUAUAAUCAUAGUUUGGAAAUUGCUGAUUAUUCUUUGAAUGAAGUACUUAUGCAAAAUUUUAACAAAAAAUGUUAGUAGCAUUUUUCGUGUGUCAAUACUGCAAAAAUCAUGUCCACAAGAUCGAAAGAGAAAGUGGUGGCUGCUUUCCGAAAAUUUUUUCGAUCUUCAGAGAAGAUUUCGGAACAAGAUGGAGCAAGUAGUUCGACGAGUUCACCAUCGAGAAGACUUUUAAGUCGGCAUCGUCCGGAUGCAGUCACUCCCACUGAUGGUGCAUUGUCGGAUAAUCCGGGUGUUAGCAAUUCCAAUCAUGGCAGUUGUUUCUUCAAAUCAAAAAAAACCACUAAUAAUUCUACGCAGGGAACCAUGGCGAUGCCGGAUAAAAGAGUACGUUUACGUCGUUUAAUGAAGGAACUUAGUGAGAUUCAAAGAAUGCAGCAUCGACUCGAAUCGACUUUCACUGCAGAAUUGGUAAAUGACAAUUUAUUCGAAUGGCAUGUGAGACUACACAAGAUUGAUCCGGAAAGUGAACUGGCUGCAGAUAUGAGAGAGCUCAAUAUACCUUAUAUACUUCUCCACGUGGUAUUUCCGGAGAAUUUUCCGUUUGCGCCACCUUUUAUGCGUGUUAUUUCGCCAAGAAUUGAAAAAGGAUUCGUGAUGGAAGGAGGUGCAAUUUGUAUGGAACUUCUUACACCUAGAGGCUGGGCUAGUGCAUAUACUAUUGAAGCUGUAAUCACACAAUUUGCAGCUAGUAUUGUUAAAGGCCAGGGUCGUGUAGCGAGAAAACCAAAAACGAACAAAGAAUUUAACAGACGUUCCGCAGAAGAAUCUUUCAGAAGUUUAGUAAAAACGCACGAGAAAUAUGGUUGGGUUACACCGCCGCUUGCAGAAGGUUGAUCUACAGAUCAUUUGAAAAAUAAAAGACUUCGUUGUAUUUAAAAAAAGUAUACAUAUAUAGGUUAUAAAUGUGACUUUCGAGUCGGUAUCAUUAUAUUCUUUUUCCGUUUGGUAAUAAUAAUAAUAUAAUUAUACUAUAAUAACAUUAAAUAAUGCCUUUAUAAAUGCAAUAUUUGGGAAAGGAAUAAUGGACGAUAGUAAAAUAUUUAAGAAAUUUUUAAAAUUUUUGACUUGGUUGAAAUGAUGAAGUUCGCUUAUAAAAACUUAUUUUUCAA
This is a messenger RNA of Apis laboriosa (Himalayan honeybee), 1767 nucleotides long. RefSeq names its product ubiquitin-conjugating enzyme E2Q-like protein CG4502. Gene Ontology annotation, biological process: cilium assembly; regulation of protein localization. Gene Ontology annotation, cellular component: ciliary membrane; ciliary transition zone. Lineage: Eukaryota; Metazoa; Arthropoda; Insecta; Hymenoptera; Apidae. The record is from RefSeq and is a predicted model, not a curated record. The transcript is spliced from 8 exons.